This is a messenger RNA of Salvelinus fontinalis (brook trout), 1336 nucleotides long. RefSeq names its product solute carrier family 5 member 11 (gene slc5a11). The transcript is spliced from 11 exons. The record is from RefSeq and is a predicted model, not a curated record. The coding region runs from base 175 to 1308 and encodes 377 amino acids. Gene Ontology annotation, cellular component: plasma membrane. Gene Ontology annotation, molecular function: D-glucose:sodium symporter activity. Gene Ontology annotation, biological process: transmembrane transport. Lineage: Eukaryota; Metazoa; Chordata; Actinopteri; Salmoniformes; Salmonidae.
UGACAACACUGGAAUUUUCCUUGAGGUGAGAAGUGUUUGAGGCUGAAUGUACAACAUACACCAUGUGAACUGCCAUAGGACCGGCCAACUGUAAUUAAACCCUGAGUCUGACUACAAGCUGACAGCAAGAGACGCAAUCACUCCCUGAGAGUUCCAGUGACCUUUGACCCAAGUAUGGCUACCACCCAGGGGACCACCGUGCCCCCCUCCCAAUCCCCAGGUUUAGGUGUACCCACCCUGGUCACUGUAGACAUUGUGGUGCUCGUUGUCUACUUCCUCCUUGUACUGGCUGUGGGCCUCUGGUCCAUGUGGAAAACCAAGCGGAGCACGGUGGAUGGAUACUUCCUGGCAGGAAAGAGCAUGUCCUGGUGGCCGGUGGGCACCUCUCUGUUUGCCAGUAAUGUGGGUAGCGGCCACUUCAUGGGCCUGGCUGGCUCAGGAGCAGCAGCGGGCAUCAGUGCUGUGGCAUAUGAGUGGAACGGGAUGCUGAUGGUGCUGCUCUUGGGUUGGCUUUUCCUGCCCAUCUAUAUUGCUUCCGGGGUGACAACCAUGCCUGAAUACUUGCAGAAGCGAUUCGGGGGGAAGAGAAUACAAUUAUUCAUAGCUAUUUUGUAUUUAUUCAUUUACAUCUUCACAAAGAUAUCGGUGGAUAUGUAUGCUGGGGCAGUGUUUAUUCAACAGGCCCUGCAGUGGAACAUCUAUGUAGCUGUGGUGGUGCUUCUGCUCAUCACUGCUCUCUACACUGUAGCAGGUGGUCUGGCUGCAGUCAUGUACACAGACGCUGUCCAGACUGGCAUCAUGUUGAUAGGAGCACUCACCCUCAUGGGCUUUAGUUUCGCUGAGGUGGGGGGCUGGAACGCCCUCCUAGAGGGGUAUGCUACGGCCAUCCCCUCGGUCCGCGACCCCAACACCACAUGUGGCAUCCCCCGGGACGACGCCUUCCACCUGUUCCGUGACCCUGUGACCUCUGACCUGCCCUGGCCGGGCAUCCUCCUGGGCAUGUCCAUACCCUCCAUGUGGUACUGGUGCUCAGACCAGGUGAUAGUGCAGCGCUCCCUGGCUGCCAAGAACCUGCUCCAUGCUAAAGGAGGCUCCCUGCUGGCUGCCUACCUCAAGAUCCUGCCCUUCUUCAUGAUGGUCCUGCCCGGCAUGAUCAGCAGAAUACUCUACCCAGACGAGGUGGCGUGUAGUGACCCUGAGGUGUGUACUGAGGUGUGUGGGAACCCAGUGGGCUGUUCAGACAUCGCCUACGCCAAACUGGUCAUGAAGCUACUGCCUUCAGGUGAGGAAGUCUUCUUCUCUCUGUAACAUUUUGUAUAUCUCUUUCUAUCUGUCU